Messenger RNA from Aegilops tauschii subsp. strangulata, 2324 nucleotides. RefSeq names its product rhamnogalacturonan I rhamnosyltransferase 1. Gene Ontology annotation, cellular component: cytoplasm. Lineage: Eukaryota; Viridiplantae; Streptophyta; Magnoliopsida; Poales; Poaceae. The record is from RefSeq and is a predicted model, not a curated record.
CGGUAUCCUCCAAAUGCUAACGUCCUGCCUACCCGCCUCUCUCUCUCUCUCUCUCUGUCCCAUUUCCUCCUCGAUCUCUUCUCUUCUUCCUACGAAAAGCUCGAAGCUUUUCGCAAUUGCAACGACUAUUAAUGGCUGCCGUUCUAAACUAAUCACGGCGGCCAUUACUGGCUCCCGACGGCGUAGUUAAUCCCCCCAUAAACACCGUCGCCUCCCGCUCUAAUCCUUCGCCUCCCGCCGCUGGUGGUAGCAGCAGUGGUCGUGGUACUAGGUGGCGGUUAGGUGGAGGUGAGAGAGGCGAGGGCGUAGGGGUCGGGAGAAAGAAGCGGUGCGUGCGGCGGGGGAGGGGGUGGGGAGAUGGUCGUGGCGGUGGCGGCGGCGCGGCGGAGGCGGGUGUGGCGGUGGGCCAUGCGGGCGGUGGCCAGCGCGGUGAUGUGGACGGCGGUCCUGCAGCUGGCGUCCAUCACCGGCCUCUGGCGCCCCAGGGUCUUCGCGGACUGCUGGGGCGGCUCCGGCUCCGGGGGCGCCUCGGCCGGCCUGGCCGCGCUCGCCGGCGAGGACCGGGUCGCCGCGCGGCUCUCCCCUCCGGCGCUCGUGCCCAGGAGAGUCUAUAGAAGCAAUGGCUAUCUGCUAGUGACUUGCAACGGAGGCCUUAAUCAAAUGCGAGCCGGGAUAUGUGAUAUGGUGACCAUAGCACGCCGUCUGAAUCUAACAUUAGUGCUCCCUGAACUGGAUAAAAGGUCUUUCUGGGCUGAUCCAAGUGAUUUUGGAGAUAUAUUUGAUGUGAACCACUUCAUUAAUUCGUUAAGAGACGAACUAAAAAUUGUCAAAGCACUACCAUUGAAACUCCAGCUAAAAACUAGGAGAAGACUUUAUUCGAUGCCUCCUAUCAGCUGGUCAAACGAUACGUAUUACCUAAAGCGGGUAUUACCUCUUGCAAGGAAGCACAAGGUGAUCCAUUUCAAUAAAACGGAUGCCCGGCUAUCAAACAAUGGCAUUCCUGUCCAUCUCCAAAUGCUGCGCUGCCGUGUCAACUUUGAGGCUCUGAGAUUCACUCCACAGAUUGAGGCCCUCGGCAGAAAACUUAUCUCCACCCUUCAGCGAAGUGGGGAAUUUGUUGUGCUUCACUUGCGUUAUGAAAUGGACAUGCUCUCAUUUUCAGGCUGCACGCAUGGCUGUUCUGAUAAAGAAACCGAGGAGCUGACCAGAAUGAGAUAUGCAUAUCCAUGGUGGAAAGAAAAGGAAAUCGAUUCUGAAUCCAAGAGGCUUCAGGGACUUUGCCCCCUCACACCUGAGGAAAUUGCUCUAGUGCUUAAAGCUCUAGGAUUUUCAAAGGAUACGUUGAUAUAUAUUGCCUCUGGUGAAAUCUAUGGUGGUGAAAGACGGUUGGCUGCUCUUAAGGCUGCCUAUCCGAAUUUGGUUAGAAAGGAAAAACUGUUAUCUUCCGAUGAAUUGUGGCCAUUCCAGAACCAUUCGACCCAGAUGGCAGCACUGGACUACAUGGUUUCGAUAGCAAGCAAUGUUUUCAUCCCCAGUUAUGAUGGAAAUAUGGCAAGAGUUGUCGAAGGUCACCGCAGGUAUAGUGGCUUUCGCAAGACCAUCUUAUUGGACAGGACAAAACUUGUUGAACUUUUGGAUCAUUUCCAAGGAGGUUCAUUGUCCUGGGAUGAAUUCUCUGCUGCUGUAAAGGAGGCGCACCAGUAUCGCAUGGGCCAACCCACAGACAGAAGAGCCAUCCCUGGCCGGCCCAAGGAAGAGGACUAUUUCUAUGCUAAUCCCCAAGAAUGCGUCGGUUCCAGUUCCAUGGGGAGAUUAAGAGAUGUUUCCUGAUGAUACCCGGAAAAGCAUUGCAAAUGAGUAUUGAUGCUGACCUGAUAGCAUAGCGUUAACCCGGUGACACCAUGACUUUGUACAGCUGACCCAAGUUCCUCCUGCUUACUACUGAUUAUUCACUUUAGGUACAAGCAGACCUACACGUCGAGUGUCUAUAACCAGAUUCCAUAACAGAAUAAAGCUGAGGAAGAAAUUCAAGGCAUCCGAGUUCGGAGAGAAGAGACGCCACAUGAGCAGCCAUUCUGCUCUGCUCGAUUGCCACUUUCAGUUAUUGUUGUAUUUCAUUUUCUUUUAUCCAAAAAAAGAAAAAUCCGUUUCAUUUCACUCUCCAUGCCCCCUUCUCUUUGUUUAGGGCUCUGACUCUUAUCAUGGGUAUGUCAAAGUUCAUGAGUGUUAAUUUUGACUAUGAGGAGUUUUCUUCCAAUGUUCUUUUGUACUGGUUACCAAAGCCAUUAUGAAAUUUCAGGUCAUACAGAAAAUGUUCUGAUAAA